This is a messenger RNA of Oryzias latipes (Japanese medaka), 480 nucleotides long. It is a transcript of the gene rpl34, whose product is annotated as ribosomal protein L34. Gene Ontology annotation, biological process: translation. NCBI's taxonomy places the organism in Eukaryota, Metazoa, Chordata, Actinopteri, Beloniformes, Adrianichthyidae. Gene Ontology annotation, molecular function: structural constituent of ribosome. The record is from RefSeq and is a predicted model, not a curated record. Gene Ontology annotation, cellular component: ribosome.
UUUAAUUGAGCCGCACGUAGAGGCUGUAAACUUUGACAUCGGGCUUCCUCCUUCCUUUUCCGGUUACGGCUAAAACAGCUCCAAGAUGGUGCAGCGCCUGACAUACCGCCGUAGGUUGUCCUACAACACCGCGUCUAACAAAACCAGACUCUCCCGAACACCUGGUAACCGCAUCGUCUACCUGUAUACUAAGAAGGUUGGCAAAGCCCCCAAGUCAGCGUGUGGCAUCUGCCCAGGAAGACUGCGUGGGAUCCGGGCUGUUAGACCUCAGGUUCUGAUGAGGCUCUCCAAGACCAAGAAGCACGUUAGCAGGGCUUAUGGGGGAUCCAUGUGCGCCAAGUGUGUGCGUGACAGGAUCAAGCGUGCGUUCCUGAUUGAAGAGCAGAAGAUUGUCGUGAAGGUGCUGAAGGCACAGGCACAGAGCCAAAAGCUGAAAUAAAGUGUAUUUGUACUGCCACAAUAAAACAACCUGAAAUGAGA